Tilletiaria anomala UBC 951 is the source of this 2064-nucleotide messenger RNA. Its product is annotated as glycoside hydrolase family 20 protein. The transcript has a single exon. Bases 171 to 1943 code for a protein of 590 amino acids. Gene Ontology annotation, cellular component: membrane. Gene Ontology annotation, molecular function: beta-N-acetylhexosaminidase activity. NCBI's taxonomy places the organism in Eukaryota, Fungi, Basidiomycota, Exobasidiomycetes, Georgefischeriales, Tilletiariaceae. The record is from RefSeq and is a predicted model, not a curated record. Gene Ontology annotation, biological process: glycosaminoglycan metabolic process; carbohydrate metabolic process.
CAAGGCGUGGGGUGCCAUUUCAAUCGCCCCCAUUCGUCAUCGAGCUUCUUUCUGCUUGUACAUGCCCGUCGCUACAAAAGCAUUGAACUGAUUAUGACGGGUCAUCCCGCUGCCGUCGCCAUCAGCAGCCAGCCAACCCAACGCCGCCUCGCCUUUGGCUCGGCUCGACGAUGAAGUUCGACCAGGCCCUGUACACCGCGGCGUUGUACGCCCUGUGCUCGCUGCGGGGAGCGCGCGCGCUAUGGCCACAACCGGCGUCGAUGACCAACGGCAGCAGUGCGUUACAACUCAAUGUGUCCAACUUCCAGAUUAACCUGCCCUCCAACGCGCCGCUGGAUCUGCAGCAGGCCGCCGAGCGCAGCAUGGCCGAGAUGCGACUAAGCAGCAUGCAGCCCCUUGUCGUCGGCCGCGGUGCCAAGAACGCGGCGGUGGUAGAGCAAGCGCCGCUUCUAACGAGCAUCAACGUCGCCAUCGGCAGUAGCAGCAACAGGCACAGGCGCAAGCUCAGCAUCAACCAGGUCGCGCUCGAGCCACGCGCCACAGCGUCCAUCAAGAGCAUCUACGAAAACAUGCUGACCGACAUCAAAGAAUACGAUGAGUCGUACACACUCGAUAUUCCAGCCGACGGCACGUCCGCCACGCUGUCCGCCGCCACGGCACUCGGCGCGCUGCGUGGCCUGACGACGCUGCAGCAGCUCAUCUGGGCGCUUCCGGCGGACGGCUUGGGCUCGAUGCGCUACCUGUGGGGCGCGCCGUUCCAUAUUGAAGACAAGCCCGCAUUUCCGUACCGCGGUCUGUUGCUCGACACGUCGCGCAACUACUUUUCGAUCGCUUCGCUCAAGCACCUCGUCGACACGAUGACCUUCGUCAAGAUGAACCAGUUCCACUGGCACAUCACCGACGCGCAGAGCUGGCCCCUGGCGCUUGAUGGCGAUUACGCGUUCUUGUCGCAAACGGGCGCUUACUCGCCCGCCGAAGUGUACACCAAGGCGGACAUAGCUGACUUUGUCCAAUACGCCGGCAAGCGCGGCGUCAACGUCAACGUCGAGAUCGACAUGCCCGGGCACGAGUACAUGGGCGUGAGCUCCAUGCCUGGCGACCUCGUCGCCUGCGGCAAUCAACUCCCCUGGACCGCCGUCGCGAACGAGCCACCGAGCGGCCAGCUGCGCCUCGGCCAGAACACCACCGACAAGUUUGUCGCCGGUGUCAUUGAGCAGACCGCCGCCAUAUUCCCCGGCAAAUACUUUUCCACUGGCGGCGACGAGAUCAACCUCGCGUGCUACGGCAAAACGAAGAACUCGGACAUCGACGAGUCGCUCCUCAAGCCCUUCCUCGAAAAGGCGCACGCUAAGGUUGCCGACGCCGGCAAGAUCCCCAUGGUUUGGGAGGAGAUGGCGAUCAACUUUCCCGCCACCGGCAAGACCCUGCGCAACGGCACCAUCGUCGAGACCUGGACCAACGCCGACAACGUCAAGGCCGUCCUACAGGCUAACCCGGGCGUCGACCUGAUCCACGCGCCCAGCACCUACUUUUACCUCGACUGUGGCCGCGGCGUGGGGCUCACCGGCUCGCCUUCCCCUUCGUGGUGCACGUAUGUCAACGCAUGGGACAUGUACGCCUUUGACCCGCUCAACGGUACCCAGGGAGUGCAGGACGGCCCCAAACGUGUGCUCGGCGGCGAAGCGGCGCUCUGGACAGAGACUGUCUUCGAGGGCAACCUAGACACGCUCAUCUGGCCCCGCACCGGCGCCGUCGCAGAGGUCUUCUGGACUGGCGCAAGCUACGAAACCAACAAAGAGACCAAAACGCGCAGGGCCACCGAGGCAGCCCCGCGCCUCAACGACUUGCGUUACCGCAUGGUUGAGCGCGGCGUCGCCGCCCAGCCACUCGUCCCCCACUGGUGUGCGCUCAGGCCGGACCGCUGCCCAGACGUGUCCAGCUGAGCGCGCCCGAGUGAGUCUGGGGAAUAGGUUGGCCGCGCCCCUGUGCACGCUUUCUUUCCUCUUUCCACCAGUCUCGGUCGCUUCUCUUAAUGCUUGGGUAGAUUGUGCUCAUAGAUUCAAA